Macrosiphum euphorbiae (potato aphid) is the source of this 870-nucleotide messenger RNA. The record is from the annotation of a GenBank genome assembly. Lineage: Eukaryota; Metazoa; Arthropoda; Insecta; Hemiptera; Aphididae.
AUGCGAUUAAUCGCUCUUGAAAAGCCCACGAUGUCGGUUGAUUCAGAAAAAUUAGCUGCAGCAGUUUUUUUAAAAGAACCAAUUUGGAACCCUCGCCAUGCUGGUCAUAGAAGUAGGACCAUUAUUCAACAGUGUUGGUCUGAUCUUAGUAAAGAGAUGAUUGUAGAUGCGGAGACUCUGAAAGCAAAAUGGAAAAAUAUGAGGGACUAUUAUCGCGCUGAAUUGAAAAAACAUCCUUCAGGAAAAUCGGGAGCUGGAGCUGAGGAUGUUAGUAAUUCUACGUGGCCGUUAUUUAAAUGUUUGUCAUAUUUACGAAAUACAAUGCAAACAAGAACUCGUUCCACAAACAUUAUAUCGAAUUUCAACUUGUCAGAAGAAGCAGACAUUGAGUCAAAUUCAUCGCAUGCAUAUGAUGUGUGCCAGACUCAGGAUAAUGGUAAUUUUACGCAAGAUAGUUCGAAUAUUAUUGAUGCCGAUCUAGAUAAUACAGACUCCGAUGUAAGCAGUCCUACAGGUGGAUUAAAAAAAAGAAACUACGAUGUACCUCAUAGACAGACGGCAGUAAAUAAUUUUAGACGAGAAUUAUUAAAUAUGGAAGCUAAAAAACUUAAACUUUUAGAAAACGAAGAAAAAGAAGAUGAGGAUUUGUUAUUUUUAAAAAGUUUAUUGCCUGAUCUAAAAAAAUUAUCGCAAACACAGAAAAUGAGGACCAAAAUUAAAUUUCAAGAGAUUUUACUUCAAGAAACUUUAAAUUUACUACAAUCAACACCAACGACAAAUCAAACAACCGUGGUCAGCAGUUUUCCAUAUAGCGCCCAAUGGCAUAUAAAUAAUGAGGGAACACAAACUUUCGAAACUAAUUUUUCUUAA